This is a messenger RNA of Cladocopium goreaui, 776 nucleotides long. The record is from the annotation of a GenBank genome assembly. NCBI's taxonomy places the organism in Eukaryota, Dinophyceae, Suessiales, Symbiodiniaceae.
AAUCAAUCCGUGCCAUUUGGUUCUCAUCGGUUCCUGGGCAAGCUGAUGUCAGAGCGGCUGAGGGAUCGACACGAAGCGUCCAUGGAUGCCGAUCUGGACCUGCAGACGGAGAAGUCCGCGGAACGCUUGCUGAAAGCAUCUGCAGGUGCCUUCAGCAGCACGGAGGAAGCCAGGCAGUGCUGGAACAGCUUGGAGCAGGCCGAGCUCAGGAAGAGCCGCCUGCAGGCCGAGCUGCGGUCCCUUCAGUCGCAGCAGCGGCAGCAUCAAACCCGUAUCCAUGCCUUUGUCAAAGAGGAACAGCGCGAGAAGGCGCUGACGGAGCGGCUGCUGCAGCUGCAGCAUGCGGAAAUGCAGCUGGGUCUUCCGCACAUCGACAUCGACCACCGAAGUGGCAUUUGUUACCUGGGAGAUCCGCCUGCCACUGGCGAAGUCCCCCAGAGAGAUGGCGAUGGCGAGACGGAGGCACUUCGCUCCAUCAAGGUGGAGUUUGAUGAGGAAGGAACUCUUCUCCAUGCGGAGCCGCAUCCCUCGCUGGGCCUAGAGAAUUGUGCAGCACAAGCCGUUGCACAGCAGGACUUCGCCAUUCUGCCGACGAUGGUGUGGAAUCAUCUCUGCGACGCUGGCAAGAUCGGGUCCAGCCCAGAGGACGCAUUGAGCCCCUUGCAGCCCAUGCAGGGCGCUCGGGGAGGUGCCUGAAGCGUAGUGCGGUGAAGCGACCAAUUCAGAUUAAUUCAAGGCCAAGGUACGGUGGAUGCUGGUGGAAUAUUGAUGUUAGC